CUUCCCGUUGUUUAAGGCAGUUGGUUGCCCUCCUGUCCGUCAGAGGUGCGGCCCCACAGGUGGCGUGCCGCCGUCUUCGCAUUUGCUUUGCUGGGUGAUUCCCCUUGGUUGUGGACUGCGAGAGUGCCUUGAGCUUUUCGGUGGAAGAUGCCGGACAGUAACUUCGCAGAGCGCAGCGAGGAGCAGAUGUCUGGUGCUCAAGUCAUCGCCCAGGCCCUCAAAACGCAAGAUGUGGAGUACAUAUUUGGCAUCGUAGGCAUCCCAGUAACCGAAAUCGCCAUUGCUGCCCAGCAGCUAGGCAUCAAGUACAUCGGGAUGAGGAAUGAGCAAGCGGCUUGUUAUGCUGCCUCUGCGAUUGGGUAUCUGACAGGCAGGCCAGGAGUCUGCCUUGUUGUUUCUGGCCCAGGUCUCAUCCAUGCCUUGGGUGGUAUGGCAAAUGCAAACGUGAACUGCUGGCCCUUGCUUCUGAUUGGUGGUUCCUCUGAAAGAAAUCAGGAAACAAUGGGAGCUUUCCAGGAGUUUCCUCAGGUUGAAGCUUGUAGAUUAUAUACCAAGUUCUCUGCCCGUCCAAGCAGCAUAGAAGCUAUUCCUUUUGUUAUUGAAAAGGUACGGUAUUUAAGGGCAGUGAGAACCAGUAUCUAUGGUCGUCCAGGUGCUUGCUAUGUUGACAUACCAGCAGAUUUUGUGAACCUCCAGGUGAAUGUGAAUUCUAUAAAGUACAUGGAGUGCUGCAUGUCACCUCCUGUCAGCAUGGCAGAAACCUCUGCUGUACGCAUGGCAGCUUCUGUUAUUAGGAACGCCAAACAGCCCCUUCUUAUCAUCGGAAAAGGUGCUGCCUAUGCUCAUGCAGAAGAGAAUAUCAAGAAAUUGGUGGAGCAAUAUAAACUGCCAUUUUUGCCCACCCCUAUGGGGAAGGGGGUUGUCCCUGACAACCAUCCAAACUGUGUAGGUGCAGCCAGAUCCAGGGCUUUGCAAUUUGCUGAUGUGAUUGUUUUAUUUGGUGCCAGACUAAAUUGGAUUUUACAUUUUGGACUGCCUCCAAGAUAUCAGCCAGAUGUGAAGUUUAUCCAGGUUGAUAUCUGUGCAGAAGAACUGGGUAAUAAUGUAAAGCCCGCUGUUACUUUGCUAGGAGACAUAAGUGCUGUCAGUAAGCAGCUUUUAGAGGAACUUGAUAAAACAGCAUGGGAGUAUCCUCCAGAGAGCAAGUGGUGGAAAACUCUGAGAGAAAAAAUGAAGAGCAAUGAAGCUGCAUCCAAGGAAUUAGCUUCCAAAAAAUCCCUGCCUAUGAAUUAUUACACGGUAUUCUACCAUGUUCAAGAACAACUGCCUAGAGACUGUUUUGUGGUAAGCGAAGGAGCAAAUACUAUGGACAUUGGACGGACUGUGCUUCAGAACUACCUUCCUCGUCACAGGCUUGAUGCUGGUACUUUCGGAACAAUGGGAGUUGGUUUAGGAUUUGCUAUUGCAGCUGCCAUGGUGGCUAAAGAUAGAAGUCCUGGGCAACGGGUUAUCUGUGUGGAAGGAGACAGUGCAUUUGGGUUUUCUGGCAUGGAGGUGGAAACCAUCUGCAGGUACAACUUGCCAAUCAUACUCUUGGUAGUGAAUAACAAUGGAAUUUACCAGGGUUUUGAUAUGAAUACUUGGAAAGAAACGUCAAAAUUUCGAGAUCCUACUGCAGUGGUCCCUCCAAUGUGUUUACUGCCAAAUUCACAUUAUGAGCAAAUCAUGACUGCAUUUGGAGGCAAGGGGUAUUUUGUAGAAACACCAGAAGAACUCCAAAAAUCCCUGAGACAGAGCCUAGCGGACACAACUAAACCCUCUCUUAUCAACAUCAUGAUUGAGCCACAAGCUACACGGAAGGCCCAGGAUUUUCAUUGGCUGACCCGCUCUAAUAUGUAAAUAAAGAUGCCAGUGGUCUUGAGUUUUCUCUUUCUUGCAAGAUGAAAUUUUAUUUCCCACAGCAAAAUCACUCUACUGUUAAAAUUGUAUAAAAUAAAAUAAACAUUUUAAAAUGACA
This is a messenger RNA of Cebus imitator (Panamanian white-faced capuchin), 2017 nucleotides long. RefSeq names its product 2-hydroxyacyl-CoA lyase 1 (gene HACL1). Lineage: Eukaryota; Metazoa; Chordata; Mammalia; Primates; Cebidae. The transcript has 17 exons. The record is from RefSeq and is a predicted model, not a curated record. Gene Ontology annotation, cellular component: peroxisome. Gene Ontology annotation, biological process: fatty acid alpha-oxidation. Gene Ontology annotation, molecular function: magnesium ion binding; catalytic activity; thiamine pyrophosphate binding. The coding region runs from base 148 to 1899 and encodes 583 amino acids.